AUGUUUCCAUCAGAAACAGUAUCAUUGACACUGUUGACGCGACGCCUAAGUCUCUCCAGGGGAAACCAUGUGUUCCCGUCCAGGAGCAGCUCAAGAAAUAACUGUGUGUUAACAGAAAAUGUACAUAAUUUCUUCAAAGAAUCUUUAAUCUACAUUAUCGCAAGAAUGGAUCUCGUUGAAGACAUAGAAAUGUACCACGGUAGCAACUACUCCUACGAUGAGAACGGUACCUACAAUGGAACUUACGAAAACUGCCCCAACAUCAACUUGCCCGUGGUCUAUGUCGUCACCCAAGUUCUUUAUGCUCUGGUCUGUGUCGUUGGCUUGCUCGGUAACACUUUGGUCAUCUAUGUAGUUCUUCGCUAUUCCAAGAUGCAAACUGUUACUAACAUGUACAUCGUAAACCUGGCCAUUGCAGAUGAAUGCUUCCUUAUUGGAAUACCAUUCCUUAUCACUACUAUGUCGAUCCGCGCUUGGCCUUUUGGACGCUUCAUGUGCAAGGCCUACAUGAUAUCGACGGGUAUUAACCAAUUCACCAGCAGUAUAUUCUUGUGUAUUAUGAGUGCUGAUAGAUACAUAGCAGUGUGUCACCCCAUAGCAGCACCAAGACUUCGGACGCCGUUUGUAUCACGUAUAGUAUCAGCAGCCGCUUGGUCUGCAUCGGCUCUCGUCAUGACUCCGAUAUUCAUGUAUACUACUUUGAUACCCACUGAAAAUGGCCUAUCAUGCAACAUCGUCUGGCCGGAACAGGAGUUUACAAAAGGACAAACGUCUUUUACGCUAUACUCCUUCGCCCUAGGUUUUGCUGCCCCACUUACACUUAUCUUUGUGUUUUACUGCCUUGUCAUUCGAAAAUUAAAGACAGUUGGCCCCAAAAACAAAUCAAAGGAGAAGAAACGGUCCCAUAGAAAGGUGACGAAACUGGUAUUAACCGUAAUAGCAGUGUACGUGCUGUGUUGGUUGCCAUAUUGGGCGUUCCAGGUGGCAUUAAUCUACUCACCUCCAAAUGAGUGUGCUAGUCGGAUCACUAUAACUGUUUUUCUCGUGGCAGCUUGUUUCAGCUACAGUAACUCGGCUAUGAAUCCUAUACUAUAUGCUUUCUUAUCUGACAAUUUCAAGAAAAGUUUUCUUAAGGCAUGCACGUGUGCUGCUGGUAAAGAUGUUAAUGCGACCUUGCACGUAGAGAAUAGCGUGAUCCCGAGAAAACGCGGUGGAGGUGCAGCCAGAGCACAGGCUCGAGCCAUAGAGUCGCGUGGUGCGCUGUCAGUUGCUGCUGGUGGUGCAUCACGUUCUGAAGCGUCUACAGCGGUGACAACAAAAUCAGUAGCUGCUAGUGAAGCGGUGCCCCUGGAAGCAAGACCCGCGACUUUAACUCCGCUCAUAGCGACUAAUGGAUUGUCUCAUACUCGACUCUGA
This is a messenger RNA of Arctia plantaginis, 1416 nucleotides long. NCBI's taxonomy places the organism in Eukaryota, Metazoa, Arthropoda, Insecta, Lepidoptera, Erebidae. The record is from the annotation of a GenBank genome assembly.